Molecule: messenger RNA, 3339 nt
Organism: Oncorhynchus masou masou (cherry salmon)
Lineage: Eukaryota; Metazoa; Chordata; Actinopteri; Salmoniformes; Salmonidae
Product: splicing regulator ARVCF-like
Exons: 17
Coding region: 9-2717 (902 amino acids)
Biological process (GO): cell-cell adhesion; cell-cell junction assembly
Cellular component (GO): cytoplasm; adherens junction; nucleus
Molecular function (GO): cadherin binding
Source: RefSeq, a predicted model, not a curated record
CACAAGGGAUGAGAGGUGUCCUGUCCUCAUUUUCAAUGGAGCAGAUCCCAGAGGGGCCCUCCUCUCUGGGGGCCAUGAUCCUGGAGACCAAGGAGCCCCCGGUGGAGCAUCCAUUGCCUGCAGAUGAUGACCUGGACACACCCACCUCCAACACCUCCGUGGUCACCUCCACCAAUGGCAGUUCCACUACAGAGACACAAUACUCAGAGGCAGAGGACCCCAAGGCUGUUGAACUGGGGAAUGACCAGGCAGACACUCCGGGCACUCCAGACACCGCCCUUCAGCUUCCCCCAGCCCCGCAGCCUCCCUCGGUUCCCCAGAUCCCCUUGGUUUCAGACGACCCAUCUCUGAAGCCCAGUCCUCUAACCAAUGGCCAACACUCCUCUGAGACCCUCACAACCCCUAUCACAAACACUGUUACCACCAACAUUCUCCCUCCUCCCUACAACAACACCAACAGUGAGCCCCAGACAGAGAAGCCAGAAGGGCAGAACAGCGCCUACACCCUCCCUGACCCCCCCUUUCCUGGCCUGGGUGGUGGCAUGUGUGCUGGGUAUGGCAGCCUGUCUCGUGGUGGUGUCCACCAGAGCUCCCUCCACACCUACUGGCCCUCCAGGAACUACCAGCCCCAGCCUGGGGGUCACUACACCCUGCCCCUCCCCAGGGACAUCUACGGCCAGGUGGGCCUGACCAACCAAACCGAGAGGGAAGGACCAGGGGAUGACACUCUGGGUGGAAUUCACCAGCUCAGACCCAUCACUACCAUGGAGCUCCUGAGGGAACCUUCCAGAACCAGGCCUCUCUCUUUCCCUUGUCUCAGCCCCCCCUCCCCACUUAACCCCUCCAUCCCUUUAUAUUUUUUCAGAGGUGGAUACGAGGAGGCUCUCAUGUCCCAGGUGGAUGGGGAUCCCAUCUCCUUCUUCCAGGCCAUGUCCAGGGCCCAGAUGCUACAGUUCCCCCACAAGCGCAGUAGCAUGGUCAGCCUGGACAGCAUCCGUAAGGACCCCCGCUGGAGGGACCCCAACCUGAGUGAGGUCAUCACCAUGCUCAGCCACCCCAUGGACCCGGUCAAGUCCAACGCCGCCGCCUACUUGCAGCACCUGUGCUACGAGAACGACCGCAUAAAGCAGGACGUCAGGCAGCUAAAGGGGGUUCCAGUACUGGUGGGCCUCCUGGACCACCCUAAAGCCGAGGUCCACCGCAAGGCCUGUGGAGCCCUGAGGAACAUCUCCUACGGGAAAGACCACCACAACAAGGUGGCCAUCAAGAACUGUGACGGCAUCCCGGCCCUGGUCAGACUGCUGAGGAAGUCCAGUAACAUGGAGGUCACAGAGUUGGUCACAGGAACCCUGUGGAAUCUGUCCUCCCAUGAGCCUCUGAAGAUGAUGGUCAUCAAUCACGGGCUCCAGACGCUGACUGAUGAGGUCAUCAUCCCCCACUCUGGCUGGAGGAGAGACCUCACUGAGCACUCAAGACCCCAGGAGACAGAGUGGACAACCGUGUUCAAGAACACCUCAGGGUGUCUCAGGAAUGUGAGCUCAGAUGGGGCAGAGGCUCGCCAGAGGCUGAGGGAGUGUGAGGGGCUGGUGGACGCUCUCCUCCAUGCCCUACAGUCAGCGGUUGCCAACAAGGAGACAGACAAUAAGUCAGUAGAGAACUGCGUCUGUAUCCUGAGAAACCUCUCCUACCACGUCCACAAAGAGGUGCCAGGAGCGGAGCGAUUUCAGGAACCCGUAGCCAAUCAGGUGCCACGGUCAGGAUCAGGAGGGAAGAAGAAUAAUGAGGCAGACUGUUUUGGAGGGAAAAAGCCCAAGGAGGAGUGGUUCAAUCAAAGCUGGAGAAACGGACCAGGUGACAAAAAAUAUGGUACACUGGAUUUACCCAAACGCACACAACCAACGAAAGGUCUGGAGCUGCUGUACCAGCCAGAGGUGGUGAGGCUGUACCUGUCUCUCCUCACUCGCAGUCAAAACCACAACACCCUGGAGGCAGCAGCCGGAGCUCUGCAGAACCUUGCUGCAGGUCACUGGGCUUGGUCCAGUUACAUCCGGGCCACAGUUAGAAAGGAGAAAGGUCUGCCUGUCCUGGUGGAGCUACUGCGUUCAGAUGGUGAUAAAGUGGUCCGGGCUGUAGCUAUUGCUCUACGCAACCUGGCCAUAGAUCGACGGAACAAAGACCUCAUAGGAAGCUAUGCCAUGAGGGACCUGGUCAGUAACCUGCCCAGUGGUCAGCAGCGACCAGCCAAGAACCUGGAAGGGGACACAGUGGUGGCCAUUCUGAACACUAUCCAUGAGAUCAUCUCAGACAGCCCUGAGAAUGCCCGUGGUCUCAUACAGGGUCACGGCAUCCAAAAACUGGUGGCCAUCAACAAGACAAGCCAAUCUGUGCGGGAGACCAAAGCAGCAUCUCAUGUCCUGCAGACAGUGUGGGCCUACAAGGACCUGAGAAAUAGCCUCUACAAGGGAGGCUGGAACAAGAGCCACUUUAAGUCAACCACUAGUGGAAUACCCAAAAAGAGCGGAAAGGCAGCCUAUGAUGACAUCACACACCCUCUGAUGGAGAAAAACCAAGAUGGAUACUCCACCGUGGAGCAGAGUGACAGAGUGGGUGAUGGGUUACUCCAGAGUAUCCCAGAGAGGAAGCACUUCAUCCGGGCUGGAAGGCCUGCAGUGGGUCUGGUGGAACGCAAACCUCCACCCCUCGAUUCCUGGGUCUGAGGUUGGCAGAAGGGAUUAUAGAGCAGGAGAUGUGGCAGUAAAAGAACAAGUGGAACAUUACAUUUGUGGAGGUCAUUGUGGUGUUUAUUCUUAUAACACAUGUUCAAAGUGUUAUUCAAACUCUGGCUGUAGUUGAACAUAACCUCUACUAUAUUUUAUACAUACUGGACAGUGGGAUGAGUGGAGUGACACAGCUGAAUGUAGUGCAGGAUGAAAAACACAAUACUAACACUUUCUAUGAAAUUAGGAUUUGUCAAAACCAUUUUUUUUCUUGACCUGCCUUUUCCUCCAGUAUUUCCCUACUGUGUUGUUUCACUUCUGCAUAUUGUGCAUUACUUUCAUGUGAGAGACAAGUUGGAAAUGGGAUUGUAAAUGUGUAAUAAAAGAUUCAUAUUCUAAAUGAAGGCAUUUAUAUUGUAAUAUUCAUGUUAUUUAUUAACAGUUGUGAACGUUAUCUUGUAACCAAAAAUGGAAUGGAUACGUUAACAUUAUACACUACCAAGUAAUAGUGCCAUUUUAUCAGGAGCUGACAUGAUGAAUUUGCUAUAUGCAGUGUUUGUUCUUGCAUCGCGAUGUUGAACUGAAAAUGUAAGCAAAUAAAAUCCAUAAUUUCUCAAUGUUG